CCUUCACCACCGGCGUUCCCAGAAAGCUUUGCGGGGACCCAGCGGAAAAAAAUAGAGUCCGGUAACGGGGAGGAUUCAGAGUCAGGGGAGCUCGAGCAGGAUAGCUAGCAGGCUACUUUUGUAAAAAAAGAAUAAUAAAAUAUCAAAUAUUAUAUAAACACAGAAUUUCUUCAACAUGGCCGACAACGAGAAGCUAGACAACCAGAGGCUGAAGAAUUUCAAAAACAAGGGCCGGGAUUUAGAGACAAUGAGAAGACAGAGGAAUGAGGUGGUGGUGGAACUGCGGAAGAACAAACGUGAUGAACACCUUCUGAAGAGAAGGAAUGUACCCCAUGAAGACAUUUGCGAAGACUCUGAUGUGGAUGGAGAUUUCAGAGCGCAAAAUACAUCUUUAGAAGCAAUAGUACAGAAUGCCACAAGUGACAACCAAGGAGUUCAGCUCAGUGCUGUUCAGGCAGCAAGGAAGCUGUUGUCAAGUGACCGUAAUCCACCCAUUGAUGACUUGAUCAAAUCUGGGAUUUUACCCAUUUUAGUUCACUGCCUGGACAGAGAUGACAACCCUUCAUUACAGUUUGAGGCAGCCUGGGCCUUGACCAACAUUGCCUCGGGCACUUCGGAGCAGACACAAGCUGUAGUCCAGUCCAAUGCUGUUCCAUUGUUCCUGAGGCUGCUGCACUCUCCACACCAGAAUGUGUGUGAGCAGGCAGUCUGGGCACUGGGCAACAUCAUUGGUGAUGGCCCACAGUGCAGAGAUUAUGUCAUCAGUCUGGGUGUAGUCAAACCUCUCCUGUCCUUCAUCAGCCCCUCCAUUCCCAUCACUUUCCUUCGCAAUGUGACUUGGGUCAUGGUAAACCUUUGCCGCCACAAGGACCCACCUCCUCCCAUGGAGACCAUCCAGGAGAUCCUCCCAGCUCUUUGUGUGCUGAUUCAUCACACAGAUGUUAAUAUUCUGGUGGACACAGUGUGGGCCCUUUCAUACCUCACUGAUGCAGGGAACGAGCAGAUCCAGAUGGUCAUUGACUCUGGAAUUGUGCCACACCUUGUACCCCUUCUCAGCCAUCAGGAGGUCAAAGUGCAGACAGCGGCGCUGAGAGCUGUGGGCAACAUCGUGACAGGCACUGACGAGCAGACCCAGGUGGUCCUGAAUUGCGAAGCCCUGGCACACUUCCCUGCCCUCUUGACUCACCCCAAGGAGAAGAUAAACAAGGAAGCAGUAUGGUUCCUGUCAAACAUUACUGCAGGAAACCAGCAGCAGGUCCAGGCAGUCAUUGAAGCCAACCUGGUGCCCAUGAUCAUCCACCUGUUGGAUAAAGGAGAUUUUGGAACACAGAAGGAGGCCGCUUGGGCCAUCAGUAACUUGACAAUAAGUGGGAGGAAGGAUCAGGUGGCGUACCUAAUCCAGCAGCAGGUGAUCCCACCAUUCUGCAACCUUCUGACAGUCAAGGAUGCACAGGUGGUCCAGGUGGUGCUGGAUGGACUCAGCAACAUCCUGAAGAUGGCUGAUGAUGAAGCAGAGAUGGUCGCUAACUUGAUCGAGGAGUGUGGAGGGUUGGAAAAAAUUGAGCAACUUCAAAAUCAUGAAAAUGAAGAUAUCUAUAAACUGGCCUAUGAAAUAAUAGAUCAGUUCUUCUCAUCAGAUGAUAUUGACGAAGACUCAAGUCUGGUGCCCGAAGCAAUCCAGGGUGGAACCUAUGGGUUCAACUCCUCUACUAAUGUGCCAGCCGAGGGGUUCCAGUUCUAGAAAGCACCUGUGAUUGGGGAGUUAGGUCGCGAUGCAGCACUCUGUUCAACAAAAAUUGCGAGCAAGAGAGCGAGAGUGUGAGAGAAAUUAGAUCCAUUGUGCUUUGUUCAGUGGAUCCUUGGCUGCAUUUAAUCCAGGAGAAAUUGUGUGGAUUUCGUUUGGCAUUCCGCGAGAAUCAGCCCAAAUGAAAUAGCGAUGGCGAAUGGGUGCAAGUGAGAAUGAGUGGCUAAAUGUUGCAAAAAAACAUCUACACCAAAUGCUUUGGAAGACAUUUUGAUUAACUUGCAAAGUUAUGGGAGGUGUCUACUAAACAGAAUAAGAUGUCAAUUGUGGGAGGAGCCAUUGAAAUCAAUCUGAGGAAAACUGGGGUGGGGGGAGACAAAGAACCAUAUUUAUAAUGUUGUGGUCCGUUGAGGUGGGGGAGGGGGGGUUAGGCACAAGAUGAGAAAGGUGAUGGGGGGAGAGCAGCAACCCUGCACCCUGAGGGCCACACUAUGGGACUGAAUGGAUCCAUACCGUGCGUGUGAAUGUGUGGACUCUGCCCUAAGGAACCCGGUUCCUCUCCUCCAGGCCCCAGGGCUCCCCCACAAGGAGCUGGGCGGGUCCAGCGCCGAGCGUGUGCGAGAGUGGUGGGUGUGUGCGUGACUGGGCGAGAGACUGGAUGUGUACGCAUGCAAAGAAAACAAAAUGCAAACGAUGAAAAAAGAGCAACAAAAAUUGCCCACAAGGCGGCUCAUGUGAACCAGGAACAUCCUUCCCAAAUGGAAGAAUGUUAACUCUAAACAAUAAAAUGGGUAAGACACCAUGCUA
Molecule: messenger RNA, 2551 nt
Organism: Scleropages formosus (Asian bonytongue)
Lineage: Eukaryota; Metazoa; Chordata; Actinopteri; Osteoglossiformes; Osteoglossidae
Gene: kpna4
Product: karyopherin alpha 4 (importin alpha 3)
Exons: 17
Coding region: 176-1741 (521 amino acids)
Biological process (GO): protein import into nucleus
Cellular component (GO): cytoplasm
Molecular function (GO): nuclear import signal receptor activity; protein binding
Source: RefSeq, a predicted model, not a curated record